GGGCAGAGUCGCGCCGCGGCCGGCAACGACGACCGACCGGCCACGGCUCACCACUCAGUACACGAUCUGCCUCGCCGCCGCCAACUUGCGUGGCCAUAGAGACCCCGUCCUCAAACUUCGACGAAUCCCACUCGAUACAUUCGCUUCCAAAUUUAAAAAUAAAUGAUCAUUCGAAUAUUUUCGCUCGCGAGUUUCAUUGUAUUGCACUAUAUUUACGUUUGUACGGUGCUUUUUAGUAAAACUUAACGGGCUUCUUUUAGUGUCGGGAGUGAAGUUAAUGUUUCUGAAUGAUAUAAGUUGGCGGGAUUUUUAAUUUCAGUUUGAAAGGUGUUGCGCUCGAGUUGCGUGGUGCGAGGGUGUGAUGCGAGCGGCGCGGAGGGGCCCGCGCCGGCGCCGGUAGCCGCGAACAUGCGCCCGCGCACCGCUCAUGCGCUCGCUUGCUUGCUAGCUCUCGCUGCUACGCUCACCAGCCACACCGCCGCCGCCUCCAGUGUUAUUAAAGGCCAGCGGGCGGCUUGCAGCAACGAGGGCGACCCCGUUCGCCUUCAGGACGCGCGUCUUGAGCACGACUGGAGCAGCUGCUUCCGUUGCAUCUGUAAGAACGGUUUCGUGGAGUGCCGCAAAGGUACUGAGGAGUGUGGCCCAAUGGAAGAUUGCGCGGUGGUAAUGCCACGGGAAGGUUGCUGUGCCCGAUGCAAGGGAUGCUGGUACAAUGGCACAGACUACGCGUCUCACACGGAGUGGGUACAAGAUGGAAAGAUUUACAGAUGUGAAGCUGGAGUCGUCACUAUUUCGCGACCCCAGUGCUAUGCGCCGUGCGACAACCCUAAGCACCAGCGGCAUACGCACUCGAAUUGUCCUGUUUGCGACGAAUGCGUGAUCAAUGGGCAGCGUGUAUGGGAAGGGCGUGAUGUUCGUAUUCCAGAAGAACCUUGUUUGUCAUGUCGAUGUGUGCGUGGAGCUCUGUCCUGCACCAAGCGGGCUUGUCCCGUGCUGCCGUGCGUGAGGGCACAGCAGUUCACACCAGCUGGUGAAUGCUGUCCACGCUGUUCUCAUCCUACGUCGGAUAAAAUUUUACCAACGAGUUUUCUGCCAAAGCCCUGCAUAAUUGGUAAAGAGUAUCACGCGCACCUGAGCAAGUUCCAAGUAGACCCCUGUACCGAUUGCACGUGCAUGAACGGGACAUCAGUGUGCUCACGACACACCUGUCCGGUGUUAACAUGCGGGACACGCGCCCUGCCCGUCCCACCUGGUAAAUGCUGCCCGGAGUGCCCCAACAUUGAGGAAGCUAAGGCUGCCUGUAUAGUUAGCGGAAAAACUUACCAGGAUGGCGAAACGUGGCAAUUAGAUGCUUGUAAGUCAUGUGAAUGUCAUGCUGGUGAACCAAGAUGUGCUAUGGAACGAUGCCCGUCAUUAACGUGCCCACCCGACCAAACACUUAGACAAUUACCUGGACAGUGUUGCCAGAAAUGUGUAGACAUUGACGGUAUUUGCACCGUAUUCGGUGAUCCACACUAUAAAACUUUCGAUGGAAAGUUUUAUAGUUUUCAGGGAUCCUGUAAGUACCAAUUAGUUUCUGAUUGUAAGAAUCACACAUUUUCCAUAAGAAUAUCGAACGACGCUCGAAAUACUUCACAUUCCUCGUGGACUCGGACUGCAACUCUUCGCAUUGGAUCUACCAAAAUAAACAUGGGAAGAAAAAUGCGGAUAAAAGUGAAUGGACAUAGAAUAUCAUUGCCUCACAACAUAAACGGAAUAGCCGAUAUAAGUCGAAGCAAUGGAUCUGUUAUUUUAAAAGCUAACAUUGGGUUGCAAUUGCUAUGGGACGGUGACGGAUUCUUAGAAGUUACAGUGUCUAGUUCAUACAAAGGGAAAUUAUGUGGUUUGUGCGGCAAUUUCAAUUCGAUUGCUAGAGAUGACAUGCGGACUAGAGAUGGAAGGCUCAUAAGUGACACGUGGAGAUUUGGUACUUCUUGGCGAGUAGGAGGACAUCGCGCUUGCACUAGACGCCAAGAGCGGCCGGGAAUGAAUACUCGUUGUAGAGCAUCUAAACUCACUAAAGCGCGUCGUUUAUGCAAGGCGUUUGAAAACCACGAGGCUUUUUCUGAAUGUGGGGCAAAAGUGAACCCAUAUAAUUAUAAAGAAGCGUGCCUGUUGGAUGCGUGCAGUUGUUCAGGCGUGCGUUGCCACUGCGCUGCGUACAGAGCGUAUGCAAGGGAGUGUACACGAGUGAGUGCAGAACCCAUGAAUUGGAUGAAAGCUGUGUGGUGUGAGGGUCCAGCUCCAGCUUGGCUACUACGCGGAAGGAAGGGUCGUAAUCGUGGACCGAAGUCAAAGGAACAAAGCUUUCUAGAAUUGAGCACGAUACAGAUUCGUAAUAAUAGUCGUGUCAGACCACCUCCGCCAAUAUUGCAUUAGCUGACCAAGGGCGACAAUAUUACUAGUCAAAACUGCCAGUGUGGUAAUGUUAGCUUGUUACGGGAUUCUCAAAGGGAAACGACGACGCACUGCCUUUUAGUUGCGGCUGAAAGUUGCAACGGGUUUGAUUAUGGAAUGAAGAUCUUUUUACUUAAACAGUAUUCGUAGAACUACUUAUAGUUAGGUAAUAAUCAAACGCAUAGUAAUAAUAACACCACCUAUAGCUCAAUAUUACCUCGCUAACGACCAGCUUCUUAUUAAUAUAAGCAUUCCUAUAUAAUUCUUAAUAUUAUAACUCUUUAUAAACGUAUAAAUAUGUAACAUGAGAAAUAUUUUGUGUUGAGAAAACGUAUUUAUAAUGUUAAUAGUAAUUUUAUGGUUGAAUAUAAAUAAAAGUAUUUAUUGCUUCUUGCUGGUUGUUAUAUUUAGGUGAUUUUACUUACAACUGAAAACCGCACAUAUAUACAUGAGGUGAAAGUGUGUUUAUAUUGAAUUAUUAUCAAAUUAUGUGAUAUUAAGUUUUUGAUUACGACUUCAAAUAGAUGAUUUAAAUACAUAGUUCAAAUUGAGAUCUCAUUCCUAGGUAGUUUUCGAAAUAUAGAUACAUAGAAUAUUAGUAGCCGAAGUAAAGAAGCUAUUUAAUUCGUAAUAGAAAGAACAAAUGACAAGUAAAACUACAAUAUUUGAUGCUUAGUUGACAUACUUUUAAUUUCAUAGCAAAUAAUAUUUACUCUAUAAGUAUUAUAAUUAAAAAAAUAAUGAGCAUUUUUCUUGGAAUAAAUCAAUGUAUCUUCUCCAUUAGACUUGUAAAAUUGUAUAUAUACCAAAAAUGUAUGGAUGAAACAUUUUGAAGACUAAAAAUUUAGUUAUAAAUGCGUUACCAAUGAACUUUAUUGAUUUUGAUGACUCUUCUACAAUAUAUAUUGUAUAAUGUAAUAUUUUUAGAAUAAUUUUAUUUUACAUUAUUAAACACGUAUUUAUUGACGUGACUGUGACAUGAAUACGUAGCGUGCCAUCAAAAAGUGUUUGUUAAAAUUAUUAAUUUAACCAAAUAUCACGUAGAUAUGAAUAGUAUUUAUCGUGAUAUUACAUAUGAAAUAUUAUAUAUCCCUACGCCAAAAUAUCUACAAAAUUUUAGAUGUGGUUCUCUUAUAAUGCUUACGAAUUAUUGAAAAUUAAUGAUAUAUUCAAUUUAGAAAGAAAAAUCGAGAUCAUUAAUGUUAUAUUAUAAUUAUUAAUUAUGUAAGUAUUUAAUAAUAUAUUGUUUUAACUGCAUUAACAUAUUGUAUUGUCUACAUAGUUACGGGAAAUACGAAAACAAAUUUAUUGAAUUAAUUUUUAAAGAGCGAAUAUGUACUUUGACGCUUUUCGUUUUAGUUAUUUUUCAUUCCUAUAAAAUAUCUACUUAUUUGUUAAGAAUAUACUGCAUUUGUGUAAAAUCAGAUUAGAGCAAAAAUUUACAGGUUUAUACGCGAUUAACUUGCGUUAUUAUCCAAAUUCCAAAGACAUUAUUUUAAUCUGAGACAAUGUUAUCCAAUAUAGGUCCGAAAACUUAAUGAAUAUAUGGUGUUGCUGAAUAUUCUAUAAUUCAUGUUAUCAAUAGCAUAAAUCUUGCUCUAUGUUUGAUAAUACCUUAAUGCGCCUUGCAUAGAGAUUUUAUGAUGUUGCAUGUGGCAGAUAUGUUAUUUUCUGUAUACUUUCAAUACUUGAUGUUAUCUAUAAACAAUGUAAAUAUCUUCUGUAUGCAGCAUUGUAUCAUGAAUUUUAUUUAGAACAGCUUACGUUUUAAGUAAGCUUAUAAGUUAUUAAUUUUAUUGUAUAACUAAAUAUCCAAUUAUUUUUAAUAGUAACGCAAAAUAAAUGAUGCACAAGCAAAAAUUAAUUUAUUUUUUAUAAUAUUCUUUAUAGUUAACCUUAAAUGAUGAUUUUGAAUAAAUAUGGGUUUUAUUUAUUUAGCAAUUGUUUUUGUUUGUAUAUAACUGAAUCGUGUAUUUAGACGAUUAAAUUAUUUUUGUGUGUAUGACUUCUAUAGUGAGUUCUGAGUGACUUCUUAUCCAUAAUCGAUACGUAUUUUACAAAACCACAGAAGUUAAUAAAACACUGCUAAUUGUGUAUGUUAUAAUACUAUAUAACUAAUAAGUAUAAAACAAACCUAUCUUAUGCGAAAUGGCUUCGAAACAUUUUGUGUAAUUAAAUAAAAAUGUAUUCAUAACA
Molecule: messenger RNA, 4632 nt
Organism: Zerene cesonia (dogface butterfly)
Lineage: Eukaryota; Metazoa; Arthropoda; Insecta; Lepidoptera; Pieridae
Gene: cv-2
Product: BMP-binding endothelial regulator protein
Exons: 8
Coding region: 409-2418 (669 amino acids)
Molecular function (GO): protein binding
Source: RefSeq, a predicted model, not a curated record